Molecule: messenger RNA, 5149 nt
Organism: Panicum hallii
Lineage: Eukaryota; Viridiplantae; Streptophyta; Magnoliopsida; Poales; Poaceae
Product: myosin-6-like
Exons: 39
Coding region: 245-4687 (1480 amino acids)
Biological process (GO): actin filament organization; vesicle transport along actin filament
Cellular component (GO): actin cytoskeleton; vesicle; myosin complex
Molecular function (GO): actin filament binding; ATP binding; microfilament motor activity
Source: RefSeq, a predicted model, not a curated record
CUUAGCUUCUUUCUGCCUCCUCUCCAGCAUCGCUGCUAAAUAUAGUAAAGGGACGCCCACAGAAACGCAACCAGCGCUCGCGACGACGAUCCUGGGAAAUGCUCGGGCCGGUGAUUCAACCAGUUUGAUCCCUUCCUCCGUCUCGCGACCCCCCGUUGUGCGGCACGGUGGUGCUGCUGCUGCUGCCGCCGCUGCAUCGCAGGCUUGAUGCCGCCGCUCUCCAUCUGAUUCUUCCGUCGCAGUAAUGGCGUCCAAAAGCCGCUUUGUCGUGGGCUCUCAUGUCUGGGUUGAGGACCCAGAUGAGGCCUGGAUGGAUGGCUUGGUGGAAGAGAUCAACGGGGAUGAACUUGUCAUAAACUGCACCUCCGGAAAGAAGGUGACUGCUAAUGUGUCAAGUACCUAUCCCAAGGAUACAGAGUCUCCACGCGGUGGUGUGGAGGAUAUGACAAGGCUUGCAUAUUUACAUGAACCAGGAGUGCUUCAGAACCUAAAGUCCAGAUAUGCACUAAAUGAAAUAUACACUUAUACCGGGAAUAUCUUGAUAGCUGUUAAUCCAUUUCAAAGACUUCCUCACCUAUACAACAAUCAUAUGAUGGGGAUUUACAAAGGCGCGGAAUUUGGUGAGCUGAGCCCGCAUCCAUUUGCUAUCGCUGACCGUUCAUACAGACUUAUGAUAAAUGAUCGUAUAAGCCAAGCAAUAUUGGUGAGUGGAGAGAGUGGAGCUGGCAAGACUGAAAGCACUAAAAGUCUUAUGCAAUAUCUUGCUUAUAUGGGUGGUAAAGCUCAAGCUGAAGGAAGGUCAGUGCAACAACAGAUCCUGGAGUCCAACCCGGUUCUUGAGGCAUUUGGCAAUGCAAAAACUGUCAGGAACAAUAAUUCAAGUCGUUUUGGAAAAUUUGUUGAGAUUCAGUUUGAUGCGAAUGGAAAGAUAUCGGGAGCUGCUAUAAGGACCUAUCUUCUAGAAAGAUCACGUGUGUGUCAAAUAUCUGAUCCAGAAAGAAACUACCACUGCUUUUACAUGCUAUGUGCUGCACCACCAGAAGAUUGCAAGAAAUAUAAAUUGGGAGAUGCCAGAUCAUUUCACUAUCUAAACCAGUCAAAUUGUAUUGCGCUUGAUGCGAUGGAUGACUCCAAAGAAUACAUGGAAACCAGACGAGCUAUGGGUAUUGUGGGUAUCGGUUCUGAUGAACAGGAUGCAAUAUUUAGAGUUGUGGCCGCUAUUCUUCAUUUGGGCAAUGUGGAAUUUGCAGAAGGAAGUGAAGCAGACUCUUCAGUACCCAAAGACGAGAAAUCUCAAUUCCAUCUUAAGACAGCAGCUGAGCUCUUCAUGUGCGAUGAAAAAGGUCUCGAGGAAUCUUUGUGUAAGCGUGUUAUGGCAACACGUGGGGAGAGUAUUACAAAAAAUUUAGACCCACGAGCUGCAGCUCUGAGUAGAGAUGCAUUGGCUCGGAUAGUUUACUCACGUUUGUUUGAUUGGCUUGUAAAUAAAAUCAAUAGUUCAAUUGGUCAAGAUCCUGAUUCAAAGAUUUUGAUUGGUGUCCUGGACAUUUAUGGUUUUGAGAGUUUCUUGACAAACAGCUUUGAGCAAUUUUGUAUCAAUCUGACUAAUGAGAAGCUCCAACAACACUUUAAUCAGCAUGUUUUUAAGAUGGAGCAGGAAGAAUAUACGAAAGAAGAAAUCGACUGGAGUUACAUUCAAUUUGUGGACAAUCAAGAAAUCCUAGAUCUAAUUGAGAAGAAACCGGGGGGAAUAAUUGCGCUUUUGGAUGAGACAUGCAUGUUGCGAAAUUCAACCCACGAGACAUUUGCUGAGAAGCUAUAUCAAAAGUUUAAAGACAACCCUCACUUCAGUAAACCCAAAUUUUCACGGUCCGACUUCACUAUUCACCACUAUGCUGGCAAUGUCACUUAUCAAACGGACCUUUUUUUAGAUAAAAACAUCGAUUAUGCUGUAAAUGAACAUCAAGUCUUGUUAAAUGCCUCAAAAUGUUCAUUUGUUUCAUGUCUUUUUCCACCCUGUGAAGAAUCAACGAAGUCCACAAAGUUUACUUCAAUCGGCACAAGUUUCAAGCAACAACUACAGUCUCUGCUAGAAACUCUGAGUGCAACAGAACCACACUAUAUCCGGUGCAUAAAACCAAACAAUGUUCUCAAGCCAGGAAUAUUUGAGAACAGUAAUGUUCUCCAGCAGCUUCGUUGUGGGGGAGUUUUAGAGGCAAUAAGAAUAAGCUGUCUGGGAUACCCUACUAGGAGAACAUUUUAUGAAUUUGUUAAUCGAUUUGGUAUUCUGCAACCUAAAGUUCUGGGUCGAAGCCAUAAUGAAGUUACUGCUGCAAAGAUGCUUCUUGACAAAGCCAAUCUUACAGGCUAUCAGAUAGGAAAAACGAAAGUAUUUCUGCGCGCUGGUCAAAUGGCAGAGUUAGAUGCUCUAAGAACUGAAGUUUUGGGACAUUCUGCUAAAAAAAUACAAAGCAAAGCUCGGUCAUUUCUGGCUCGAAAAAAAUAUAUCCAGCUUCAACUAUGUGCUACACAACUCCAGGCAGUAUGCAGGGGAACAAUUGCAAGAAGGUGUUAUGAAAACCUUCGUAGGGAAGCAGCUUCAUUGAAAAUUCAGACCUGCUACCGUAUGCACCAUGCAAGGAAAAACUAUGUAGAUGUCUGUUCUGCAUCAACUACUAUCCAGUCGGGUCUACGUGGUAUGGGUGCUCGCAUCAAACUCCACUUUAAGAGGCAAACAAAAGCUGCAGUCAUUAUUCAGAGUCACUGCCGCUGUUAUUUAGCACGCUCACAAUAUGUUAGGCUGAUGAAGGCCACAAUCACGGCUCAGUGUGGUUGGAGAAGAAGAGUGGCCAGAAGGGAACUCCGAAACCUGAAAAUGGCGGCAAAAGAAACUGGUGCUCUACAGGCUGCCAAAAGCAAACUAGAGAAGGAAGUCGAGGAGCUUACUUGGCGACUACAGCUGGAGAAACGUAUUAGGGCUGAUAUGGAAGAAGCCAAGACACAAGAAAAUAAGAAGCUCCAAUUACAAUUGCAGGAGUUGCAAUUGCAGCUCAAGGACACAAAGGACCUAUUGAAAAGGGAACAUGAAGCUGCCAAAGAAGCAUCAGAGAAAGCUGCUCCAGUACCAGAGAUCCUUGCCGAUACAGCUCGAGUCAAUGAUCUUACUUCUGAAAACGAGCGGCUUAAGGUAUUGGUGGCCUCUUUUGAGGAAAAACUUCAGAAAACAGAACAAAAGUUCGAAGAAACAGAGAAAGCUAGGGAAGAAUUACUCAAUAAAGCCACAGAUGCAGAGUCAAAGAUAAAUGAAAUGAAGAACACAAUGCAAAGCCUUCAAGAAAAGCUGACUAACACGGAAGCAGAAAACAAUGUUCUCCGCCAGCAGGCUAUGAAAGCAAGACCUGAUAAUAUGCCUUUGCUUAACAUGCAUCGGAAAUCAAAUUUGGGUAACGGAAGCGUACAUUCUGAUGAACAGACACCUCACGCCACUCCUAUGGAAUUUGGAAGGAGAUCCCUCAUUGAGAGAAAUAAUGAGAGUGUUGACACACUGAUAAAUUGCGUUGUUGAAAAUGUUGGAUUCAGUGAAGGAAGGCCAGUUGCUGCAAUAACCAUAUACAAAUGUCUUCUUCAUUGGAGAGUUUUCGAGACGGACAAAACAAAUGUUUUUGAUCGACUGAUUCAGAUUUUUGGUUCUGCGAUGCAGAAACAAGAUAACAACGCUGAUCUCGCAUACUGGUUGUCAAAUUCAUCAUCUUUAUUGAUUAUACUACAAAAGAGCCUCAAACCGCCUGGUUCUUCUGUAACAACUCCAAUGAAAAGACCACAGACUCAGACAUCGUUCCUUGGAAGGAUGGUAUUUCGUGCUUCAAAUAUAACUGUUGAUAUGGAUCUCGUGCGCCAAGUUGAGGCCAAGUAUCCUGCUCUCCUUUUCAAGCAGCAACUAACAGCUUUUGUGGAAGGCUUAUAUGGAAUGAUCCGAGACAAUGUGAAGAAAGAAAUAUCUUCAGUACUGUCACUAGUCAUUCAGGCACCAAGAAAUGCAAAAGCUGGUUUGAUUACAGAUCAAGGCAGCUAUUGGCAGAUGAUAGUCAACCAUUUGAAUGACCUCUUGAAAAUUUUGCAAGAAAAUUGUGUACCGGCAAUUUUUGCUCGGAAGAUCUUUACACAGAUAUUCUCAUUUAUUAACGCUCAUCUCUUAAAUAGUCUUCUUGUGCGGCGUGAGUGCUGUUCUUUUAGCAAUGGCGAAUAUGUGAAACAAGGGCUGGAUGAACUUGAGUCAUGGUGUACACAGGCCAAGCCAGAGUAUGCAGGAUCUGCAUUUGAUGAACUUAAGCACAUAUGCCAAGCUGUUGGUUUCUUGGUCAUUUUCAAAAAGUUCAGGAUCUCAUAUGAUGAAAUCAUCAACGAUCUGUGCCCAGUGUUGAGUGUUCAGCAGAUUUACAAAAUAUGCACGCAGUACUGGGAUGACAAAUAUAAUACCGAGAGUGUAUCUGAAGAGGUGCUUGACGAGAUGAAAAAACGGGUGAACGAGGGAAGCGCUUCAGACAACACGUUUUUACUCGAUGAGGAAAUAAGCAUGCCUCUAUCGCUGGAGGAGAUCGCGAGCUCAAUGGACGCCAAGGACUUCCAGAAUGUGAGUCCACCGCAAGAACUCCUUGACAACGCGGCUUUCCAGUUCCUGAGAAGCUGAGGCCUACAUACUGCACGUAGAUGGAUCGGAGUAGAUAGCUAGCUGCUGUACGUAGAUUAUUCUCAGAAACUGUAGAUAUAGCUAGCUUUGGAAUUAAUUCGCUUUUGCGAUGAUCGAUGAUCUUGCAUGCUUCUCCAUUCUCGAUCGCCUCUCUCGGGCCGGGCCGGGCUGGACUGGGCCUGGCCUGGCCUUGUAAAUUAGUUGCUUCAUUCUUCUUCGUAUAAGUAUAUACGUAGCUCAAUUGAUUAAUUGUAGGUGUCGAUCCGGUGCCUUGUGGCUGCUGGAUUGAUUCAUUGAUUGAUUACGGAAUUCCAAGGGGGCGUGGUUGUGACUGGCAUGACUGGAUAACAACGCCAGGUUCCUUGGACAUGCAUCCAAUAUGUAGCCUCUUUUUAUGUGGGUCUAUAUGCGAUGUUUUAAUAUAGAAAAUUUACUUGUUUUGCAUCUUUCUCGAUCCAUAGC